AUGGCAGCCCCAGAGGAUAACAAAGACGCAGCAACUACCAGUAGUUCGGCUGAUACUAAUAAACGAAAGCCAAAGUAUCCUAAUGGGACCAAAGUGCGAAAGCACUUUCCGGACUAUGGAUGGUUCCGAGGCAAGGUGGUAGAUUGCCGUGGAGAACUCUAUUGUAUCGUAUACGAAGAUGGUGACGAAGAAGAUCUGUCAGAGGCAGAGCUAGAGCAAGUUUUAGAUAUUGACAAAUCUUUGAGACAGCAGCCUACCAAUUCGCAACAACCGCAGGACCAACCAUCUACUGCAGAGAGACUAUGGCUGGAUAAGUUUAGUCAGAUCCUCAGUUUCAAAGAAAAACAUGGACAUGUGCAAAUCCCAGCUUCGGGUCUUCAUCGCGAAUUGCAACUGUGGGUCCAAAAUCAGCUCAUGGCACACAUCAACAGUGCGUUGACCCCGCAACAGCAAGCUUCCAUGAGAGAUAUUGGAUUGCUUCAAGAAUUUCCACACGGGUCUGUCAAAGACAAAAAGAAUUCAGCAACCGCUAUUGCCAAUGGCAGUUCCACCAAAAAAGUCCGUGACCCGUUGUGCAGAGUGGACGACCCUACACCAUCUACAGCUCCUUCUGCCCAGAUUUCCAGGACAGCCGUGGGAGUUGGAAAUUAUUCUGCCACUGCUGUCCACAUGGCAACAACUCCACUUGCCACCGGUCAAAAUACUGCCGCCCUUGCGGUUGUAGCCGCGGCAGAACACGUAUCUCGAACAAUGGCAGUGCCAGCAACAGAGACCGCCAAGACGACACGCACAUCCGAGGUUGCUAGACACGUUCCUUCUGCAGCCACCAAACCAAUAGACCAGUCUGCUUCUUCCCAGCAAGACAGACCUGAGCGUGUCGCUACGGAGGCGGUGCAAAAAUGUCAGGCCCACCAAAAUAAUGAAAGCACUGGCAUCAAUCGUCGUACCCAUCAUCACAGCGCUCAGCAACAGUCACAGCAGCAGAAGCAGGAAACACAACAGAAAUCAAUGAGAAUGGAAAAUGACAAAAACAAGCAACUGCAGAAUGAAGUGCCAAUUGUCAAUGGUUGCAAGAAGGUCAACGAUGGCCAAGGCCUACUACAGACGAAACCACAGGAUCAGCCACAAGAGCUCAAACGACAACAAGCAGGGGCUGGGUCCACGAACAAUGACAUUCCUCACAGUAAUCAACAGAAUGUCACGCACAACCAACAACGCCAGCCUUUGUUGCCACGACAAGGCUCCACCAAUGCAAUUGCCAGCAAUAAUACACACAAUUGCUCCAGCAACAACAACAAACAAGUCCAACCGAUAUUGCCGCGACCAACGGAUCCAAGUUGUGUGAAUCUGCAACAGCAGGUUUUACUAGAUCAAGUAUGGAAACAACAACAGCUCAUGUCUCUAGGUGCAGUAUGGUGCAUGAACCAGACUUUUAAUGGCCAAGCCUGGCAGCAACAACAGCUACAACAACAGCUACAGCUACAACAACAGCUACAAUUCGGCUUCAAUAAUGGCGGAAGAAACAUCCAAAACCAGCAAAUUGGCACGGUCAAUCUGCAGCUGCAGCAAAAGCAACAACUUGCGCAGCAAUCGACUGAGGUGGUUGUCCAACGACUGACAGAGGUGGUGCAGCAACAAAAGCAGACCAUUCAAGAGCUUACGGGAAAACUACAUUCAAAAGAUCAGGGCAUGCAAGAGCUCACAGGAAAGAUUCAUUCACAAGAAAAGAUUAUCUCGCAACUUCAAGGCGAGGUGCAGCAACUGAGGGAGCAUGUCACAGGAAGCACCACACAAGGCGCAACAAGUGUCAUGCCUGGAUGCACUGCUAAGCAGAACCAUCAUCUGUUGAACAAGCGGACACAAGCAAAUGCCCUGCAAGCGCAACAGCAGCAAUACGGCAGUGUUGGUGGGGCCGGAGCCCCCCAAGGUGCAGCCAAGAAGCGCAAGGAAUGUAGCGACAGCGAGCCCUGUGUAUGCAAACGGCAGCAGUUUGAUUGGCAGGCCAAGUGUGCGGUGCAAGGUGCUGAAAAGGGCCAAGCCGACAAACCACCUGCAAAGAUGCAGGAAUCGUUACUUGACAAUGGUGGAAUAGUUCAGGCAGCAUACCGGUACGAGAUGGAAGGAAGAGUUGUCAUUUGA
Seminavis robusta is the source of this 2139-nucleotide messenger RNA. The record is from the annotation of a GenBank genome assembly. NCBI's taxonomy places the organism in Eukaryota, Bacillariophyta, Bacillariophyceae, Naviculales, Naviculaceae.